Messenger RNA from Mesorhabditis spiculigera, 738 nucleotides. NCBI's taxonomy places the organism in Eukaryota, Metazoa, Nematoda, Chromadorea, Rhabditida, Rhabditidae. The record is from the annotation of a GenBank genome assembly.
AUGGUACACCUGGGGCUCCUGGGCAAGAAGGACAACCUGGGGAGCCCGGAAAUCCAGGAGAACCUGGCGAUCCUGGUACCCCUGGAAAUAAUGGCGGAGAUGGCCAGCCCGGACAGCCAGGAACCCACGCCACUCACGCUGCAAAUCCAUGCGGGACCCCGGGACCUAUGGGAAAGAAGGGGCAUCGUGGAAAAGCAGGGAAUCCCGGUUUCCCGGGACCGCCAGGGAUGUCCGGCCUCGUCGGGCCGGGGCCAACACGGUCAGCCUGGAAACCGAGGUCCGAGUGGAAUGCCGGGCUUGGACCUUGGAUACUGUAAAUGCCCACCGUUGCCUGUGGUCAAAGGCGCUCCAUAUUUGCCACCACCCUCGCCUCUACCACCACCACUACUUGCUCCGACGUAUUCAGUGCCGAUUCUGAAUACGCCACCUACAGGUCCCCUUCCCCCACCACCGCCCGGCCCGGUCCCAGUUGCCUUUCCGGCGCUUCCACCCGGGACUGUCCUACCACGAGGUCCGAUCGUAGGAGGAGCACGUGUUUUGGCCCCUGGUGUUGCACCUAACGUUGAUUUCCCAGCGGCAUCUACUACUGUGAAUGGGCCACAAUUUAUGCAACCACCCCCCGGGCCAGGCGCCCAAUUUUUCCUCCAACCAUCGCCGAAUCAAAGUCCCGCCGCACCCAAUCGCCAGCUAUUCCUACAGCAACGUUCUGCCAGCUUCAGCUUCCCGCGAAAGAUACUC